AUGACACAGAGAGUUGCAGACAUCGACGAUUGGGUCAGAAUGCCUUAUCUUAUUAGCACAACACAAAACCAGUUUUUCGAAAACUUCCCAGAACGAGCAUUCAGAACUAGGCAUGCUUUGAACAGACCUGAUGUCUGCUGGGAGACCACAAGCUUGAGAUCCUUGUCUGAUUGGAGUUGUGAUCCAGGCGCUCCAUGCUGCACCUGUGACUGUGAUUGCCAGCCUGCUCUGAGGGUCAACGCGCAGCUUGUUGGAUAUUUCUGCAAACCCCAGGAUGAUACCAAUGUUCUUGACGGCACACACUCACAGAGCCACGGCGUAGGACAAGCACUGCCAGGCCCUUUCUACGCUCAUUACCAGCCCAACACCUAUUACAGUUAUAUGGGAGAACCACGUGUCUUUUAUGGCGAACAGGAGGCCUCGUCAGUUGAGGAUAUGAUCUACUAUAGAGCUAAGGAGCAGCGGCACAAGAAUGAUGCCGAGAGAAGAAUUCAAGAUUGGACACGACUCAUGCCUGAACUAGUCGGCAACAGCAAUGCCUCGUCCUCAACGCACCGCAUGUCGAAGAGAUGCGCCAGGAACAAUAAUAAAGAAGACAAAAAUCAAAGCGCACACACAGACAAGAAGAAAGAGAAGAACAAGGGCGACGGGAGCAAAAGAAAGAGACGAACGUUCACACGACGAUCCUAUUGA
Molecule: messenger RNA, 693 nt
Organism: Fusarium musae
Lineage: Eukaryota; Fungi; Ascomycota; Sordariomycetes; Hypocreales; Nectriaceae
Exons: 2
Coding region: 1-693 (230 amino acids)
Source: RefSeq, a predicted model, not a curated record